UUUUUCUGUCAUUUCUUUACUCGCAAUUGUUUUCAAUUUAAAUAAUUAUCGUUUACUAAUUAACCUUAAAUUUUUAACCUUUAAUCGUAAUUACCUUUACAACAACUUCUAUUUAAAGUGAAACCUUUGGUCUAAAUCUUUUUUGCUUUUAACUGAUUUUCUUUUUUCUUUUCUCUUCUCACUUUACUCUUUUUCUCUUUUUCUCUUUUCUAUUUCUCUCUCCCUCUUUCUCUCUCUCUCUCACUAGUGUGUGUGUGUAUGUGUAGUAGUUGCUGCGCUUCACGGUUUCUGUUUUUAGUGUAUCAAUUUUGAUUUUUCUCUGGUUAACAAUUUAACCUCAACUCAAUUUUGUUUUGUGUACCUUCACCUUUACUAAAUUAAUACAGUCCAAUGGCUUUUCGACGACCUUUCUUCAGUGAAACUCCUUAUUAUCGAUCUGAUAUACAGAAUUCACCAAAUUUUAGAAAUGAUGCUUUUAACAUGAGACCCGGGCCACCUCCACCUUCAACCUUAGACUUAAAUAGGGGUAACCCUCUUUAUCUUAGUCCAUUUAAUGAUCAUAAAAUGUCACAAGACGUCAAGUUUAAUCCUAAUUUCAAUUCUUACGGAGCAAUCAGGAAAGAUCCACCAAUGUUUAGCGGGUUUGAAGGUAAUAAUCGCCCUUUAUUUUCGGGUGGACCAUCAGGCUAUCCAGAACCACCAUUCCUUGAAGAACCCUCUGUUAAGCGUUUUAAGCAAACCUUUCCCCAAAGUACACCUCGUCAAUUUGUUAAUAAAGGACCUGCUGCAACAAUUCAACAACGUAAUCAGGGUGGAAUUAAACCUCCUCUAGACAAGCCGAAACCUCCACCACCUUCACUGGAAAAGUUACAAUCUUUGGAGAAAAGUGGAGUUCUUCCAACCCCUGAUAGUGCUGGUUCCUCAUUCCACUGUUUCUAUUGUGAUGCUUUCUGUAAUUCCUUAAUUACUGCUGAGUGUCACAUCGAUAGUCCUAAACACAAGAAGCAUAUGACUGAACCCAAUGAGAAAUUACAAGGCGUUGAUUUAAAAUUCGUUAUGAAAACUGACAAAAUCACUGAUGUUAAUAUAUUAAAAUCUCGGAAAGAAGAAUUGAAAAAAUUGACAGAUGACCAGAAGACCAGAUAUGCCGAGCAAAUGAUUCGACUUAAAAAUGGUGUUGGUGGUGAAGCAUUUUAUUGUCUGCUUUGUAAUAGUCCUUUAAACUCACCAAAGGUCAUCGAUCCUCAUAUCACGAGUUUACGACAUAUAGCAUUCUACGAAACUCAUAAAACUGAAAUUGAAAAAGCAGAAAAGGAAAGGGAGGAAGAAGCCAAAAAAGAAAAAUCUGAUGGACCAACUCAGGACAAAGUUACAUUAGAUGAGCAGCUCAAAUUGGUUAAAGUACCAGUAAUAGGAUUGGAAGAGAUUGUUGAAUACAUCGAUCCAGAAAAUGAAGAGAUGAGAAUCUACGAGUGUUCAUUGUGUAAAGUCUUUAAUAAUGCUGCAACCGUCGUAAAUCAUGUUAUUGGAUUUAAACAUCGAGUUAAUUACAUUAAAAAGGCUCGUCCAUUAGAAGCUUGGAGUUUCAGUGAAAGAACUCGAGAGACAAUGUCUCUUGCUCAAGGAAAAGCAAAAGAGAUUGAAGAAGCUGAUGGUAGAAAAAAAUGGACCGUUAAAAAUGAGAAGCCCAAAAUUCCUCCAAAUGUAUCGGUUAGUCCUACAAAGAAGGUAAAUCUCAAAGAAAUCAACGAACAAUCGGUUCCUUUUGAAAUGAAUGGUCCAAGUGUUCUCGAUGUCUUUACUAAUUACAAAAUUGAAAGUGACUCGGAUGCUCAGAAAGCAGUUGAAAUAGUCAAUUCAUUGAUUGACUCUCUUCUCAAGUACAAGUUGAGCAAGUUUCCCGCCGAAAUGCGAACUGUAUUAGCAUCUAAACUGAUCAGCGAGGGAAUCAAGACAAGUCUAGAUAAACAUUUGGUAAACGGUGUUACAGAACCAGAAGAAUCAAAUUUAAAGAGUGAUAAAUCAACCGUAUUGGCUUAAUUAACCACAAACAUCAUAUUUAAUCACCUUUUUCUUUUUUGGUUCUGGUAACAAAAUUAAUCCAUCUAAACUCUUACUAUUACUUCAUUCACCACUUUGCUCUCUCUCAUCUAUACACUCGACAAAACUACUAUCGACGACCAACUUUAUACUAACCUCAAUCUCACUCUUCUUCUAUCCCUUUGUCUUUUUCUCUCUCUCUCUCUCUUUUCUCUAACUCCCUUCUCAUAUUUGUCAAUGACAAACUUUAUGCAACCCUUUCCAAAUUAGUGUAUUAUCUUUUGUUCAAAAAUCAUUUUCUUAAUUCUCAAUCAAACACUUAAUGUAAUGGUUGUUUAAUAAUCACUGAAUAACUUUCUUUUUCUUUCUCCAACAACAACAAAAAUUCACCAAUUUAUCAUCACCUUAAUCAUCUUCUCUCGAUCAUCACUCUUGACAUAAUCAUUUUCAUCAUCUAUCUACUCACCAAUGGAUACCCAAUCUGAGAGAGAAACAACAAUGGAUUCUACUCCAUCACUUGACAAAAGAAAAAUAUAACUGUAAACAACCAUAAAAAAUACCUAUGUCAAAUUGGAAGACAAAGAUUAUCAACAAUUAACUUACAAAAUCAUCUUUUCAUCAUCAACCAUCAGCAUCUUAUAGAUUAUCACGGGUUCUCUUUUUUUCUUCGUCCUCUCUCUCUCUCUCUCAAGAUAAACUUACACAAGUUGUAUUACCUCAUGGAAGGAUAUCUAUCUCUCAUCAAUAAUCAACCAUCAGUAAUAAUUCAGGAAAAAAUCAGUAUCUAAUAUCCAGGAAGCCAAAUAAAUUAAUUAACCGUCGCAACAGUAAAAAUCAUCAUCAUUCCUUGAGAAAACAAAAAAUCACUUAAUCCAAACAUGAAAAUUUCAGUUCAUUUUACCAUCAAACUCACUUGACAACAAAAGGAAAACAAACAAACAAAAACAAUUUAAUAUCUUGUCAAUUUCAACAAGUCAUCUUUUGGAUUUCAUUAAAAACAAUUAAUUAAAUUAAACAUUUUCACGAUU
This is a messenger RNA of Panonychus citri (citrus red mite), 3068 nucleotides long. RefSeq lists its product as uncharacterized. The transcript is spliced from 9 exons. Gene Ontology annotation, cellular component: precatalytic spliceosome. The record is from RefSeq and is a predicted model, not a curated record. Lineage: Eukaryota; Metazoa; Arthropoda; Arachnida; Trombidiformes; Tetranychidae. Bases 391 to 2040 code for a protein of 549 amino acids. Gene Ontology annotation, molecular function: single-stranded RNA binding; double-stranded RNA binding; zinc ion binding.